This is a messenger RNA of Anopheles stephensi (Asian malaria mosquito), 3346 nucleotides long. Its product is annotated as epoxide hydrolase 4-like. The record is from RefSeq and is a predicted model, not a curated record. The coding region runs from base 1828 to 3090 and encodes 420 amino acids. Lineage: Eukaryota; Metazoa; Arthropoda; Insecta; Diptera; Culicidae. The transcript has 6 exons. Gene Ontology annotation, molecular function: hydrolase activity.
GGUAGAAUCUCUCGGGCUACUGCGGGGAAGCAUUCCGUUUGCCAGUCGCGUUACGUACUGGUCGGCGUGAGGAGCCCGGACUAAGAAUCCGUUGUACUGCAACGCUCCAAAUUUAAUUAGCAAUGGAGCAACACUCCUUACGCAAACGUACUGUAACGUGCCACACCGUUUGAAGACUUCAGAGGGACUUGCUGUGUGUGUGUGUGUGUGUGAGUGCUGUGUGUGACGUGAUAUUUAAACCUGCGCGUGACCUACAUUUAUUCCCUUCGCACUCUCACGGUGUUGUGAAGGGCAACCACCCAGAAGAAGAAGAAAAAAAAAGGCAUCUACGUCACAGCCCACUAUGACGAAGCGCUGGACUUUCGACCCCGUCCGUCGAGUGUGUGUCUUCAUGAGCGCAACCCCGACAGAUCAGAUGGUACUACGAUGCGGCGGCGCUUGCUGACAUAAUUUGUUGGUGCUCACCAAUACCAUCAAACAGCUUGCUGUAGCGUGUAGCGUGCUGCUUCCUUUCGUUCAACAUCUUUACGAACGAACACGAAUGAAGGGCCAAAGGGAAUCAGAUUGUGUGUGUGCGUGUGUGCGAGUUUUGGGUUUUGUUUCCCUACGAAACGAUAGCGAAAGGUGGUUGUUUUUCUUUUUUCUUUUUUCGCGUUUCCCAGCCCUUCUCAUUCGUUUAGAAGCGCCGUGUGCAUUCAUCCCCGAGAGAGAGAAGUACUAGGGGGAAGCGUAGCAAGCGUUGGAUUUGCGUGUUUAAUGUGUGCUGUGGGGUGGUAAGGUGAAUUUCACAGCCCACCAAGGUACUCUGCAUCUGCAGACGUAAAGUGCCAGUGAACGGGAAAAUUUGAGAGCGUGAUAAGACCACCGCCAGAAUAUAGGCUGGCCAACUAAAACAAAAAAAAUCGGCUUAUGUUCUGGUGGAAAUCGAACGUGUUGCAGUACGGCGACCGCUGUGGCUGAGCAGCAUUCGAAGGUUCCUUCCCAGUGGUGAGAUUUGUUGUGUGUGCUGGGCCGUUAUCACUGUCUCGCUUGCUGAAAUGGCUAGAGGUUAAUCGGCUGGAAGUCACCAUCGGACAUACACAGACACGGGAAGCGUGAUGUUGCUGCGGCCGCUCUGCUACGCUCGACGCUAGGUAGAAUCCGGAGGACCGCCACUGACGUAGCAUCGGAUGUUUUGUGCGGACAAGAUUUACGCUGUCGAGUGCUGCAAAAAUGCAUCGCGAUCUAGAAGGGCACAAACGGCGAAGUAAACGUACACCGCAGCAACCAACGAACGUGUGCUUCUCCGUGGCAGUGAGAUAGUGAGGUGUCCGAAGCACCGACCGUUGCCAUCGUCAGUGACCUAGCAAAGUGUCUGGAGAUGCACACUGCCUGUGUGUAGAAACCGCUCAGUCGACCAUUCUCGCCCGUGUAACACGCACCAGCGAACAAUACCUCUCCAAGGGUUGUGCUGCUUAUCAACCUUCCCGGGGUUCAAGUGCAGUGGACGGGAGCAGUUCUGGUUCGCUCCCUCGGCCUGGCUUGUGACACUACGAGUGUAUAAUCGAGGCAAAACUAUCAUCUGCUGACCCGAUCAUCUAUUCACCCGAUGAUACGCAACGUGUGUGUGUGGUGGUUGCCGGAGCAACACGUGCUAAAGUCACCGCUCACUAACUUGCAUUGCGAUCUGUCGAUCCCGUCGUCGUCGAGCAAGCGUCGUUGGGAAGUGUAAUCUUGUAAUUGCUUUUAAUAACCAACCCUUGUUCAACCUGGUUGCUGUGACCCGGGUAACGGACAGGUGAAAAACGAUUAGCUGACAGUACGGGACAGCGUGCACAGUGUUCGAAAAUGGCCAACCAGAAGCGUGACUACGACGUGCUGGAGGUGGUGCCCAAAUGGGAAAUAGCAAGGAUCUAUGCCCGCUGUUUGCUGGCCAACUUGCUGAUCCUGCUCAAGUGGCUGUACGAGAGUGUUAAGUGCAGGGUGAACCCGACCGCGAUUAUGCGGCGCACGAUCGAACGGACGGACUUUCCGAACAAACCACCGUUCUUCAUGACCGACACCAAUCUGGGCCGGCAUUCGUACGUGAAGCUUGAGAACACAAAGCUACAUUUCGUUGAGGCCGGCAGUCGAAGCAAUCCCAUCGUGCUGCUGUUGCAUGGCUUUCCGGACUGCUGGUUUGGUUGGCGCUAUCAGAUACCGGAGCUGACACAUUAUUUUCACGUUAUCGCACUGGAUUUAAAAGGAUUCAACGAUUCGGACAAACCGCACUGGCGCUUCGAGUACACGCCGAAAAAGGUGUGUGAAGAUUUGCGCAAGUUUCUGAUAGCCAUCAGUGCGAAAAGUGUAUCCAUCAUAGGUCACGAUCUGGGGGCCACCAUCGGGUGGCUGUUUGCCCACACGAACCCGGAAAUGGUUGACAAGUUUGUGAGCGUUUCGACGCCCCAUCCGAACCUGCUGUGGGAUAAUCUACCCAAGGGGUCUCCGUUCAACCGGAACUGGCUAGAAUUCGUGCAGCUACCGAUGCUGCCCGAGAUGGAGCUGAAGCAUACGGCCGAUAAAGUGCUGCGCCGCUGCCAUUCGCACGUUACCAAGGAAAAGCUCUUCCUAUCCGGCACGAAUGGCACGCUGACGAAUAAUCUAAUGGAAGCGUACCUGUACAGCUUCUGCCAAACGGAUGAUUGGCGGGGGCCCUUAAACUACUAUCGCAACUUUCUGUUCUACCGUGUGCGGGACGGUGAGAUCAUUCAGUGUCCCUGCCUGAUCAUCACCGGGAACGAUGAUCGGUUUUACAAGCUCGAAACGGUGGUGAAGAGUUCGGAGUUUUGUGAAAAUUUUAUCAUCAAAAUCAUCGAACAGUGUGGCCGGGCACCGCACCAAGAGAUGGCGACAGAGUUUAACAGCACCGUGCUGAAGUUUCUAAUCGGUAAAAAAUACUCCCAAAAACCAACGGACGUGCAACCAGCGCAGACGCGUGGGCUGGUAGGACGGAUGUUUGGAGGCAUUGGAUCCGUUGCGAACAACACGGUGAAGCUUGGCAAUAAUCUACGUGAAACGUACGCGUUUGCAAAUCCGCUCAACAGUGUGCCGAACUUUAUGAUCAAAGGAUAGCCGGACUCUUUCAGCUGCUGCUCUCAAACUCUGCUAAUUUAAGCGUGUGCUUGUGUACCAUAUUUUUCUACUCGGGCUAGGCAAGCUGGUGUGUGUCGUUUAUGUUCCAAAGUGUGUAUAUAUUUUAAGUAUCAUCCUACCUUCCGCUCCCAUUCAUGAGAAUGUAAUUUAACGUGUACGAAUAUAUUUGAUGUAAGAUCUAUCACCAGAUUCUACUUAGUUAAUAAUAAAUUGAUAAAACGUUUUGUACAAAUCA